Messenger RNA from Puntigrus tetrazona (Sumatra barb), 2316 nucleotides. It is a transcript of the gene aadac, whose product is annotated as arylacetamide deacetylase. The record is from RefSeq and is a predicted model, not a curated record. Lineage: Eukaryota; Metazoa; Chordata; Actinopteri; Cypriniformes; Cyprinidae. Gene Ontology annotation, cellular component: membrane. The coding region runs from base 315 to 1547 and encodes 410 amino acids. The transcript is spliced from 5 exons. Gene Ontology annotation, molecular function: carboxylic ester hydrolase activity.
AGAGGAGCUCUGCUCCAGUUGCGUUUCACUACGACUUGAUAUAGUCUUCGCACAUGACACAGAACGGAGAAGAAGAGCUUUCCACAUGCACGCGUACAGUAUCACGAUCAGAUGACACUAACACGUGUUGUCAUAUCUCGCUGGCUCCAGUCCAAAAUUAAUCCAGGAUUACACUUUAACACAGAGAGAACUCAAUGACUAAUAAACGCAGCUGACGGAGGCUGCAAUUGCCGAGGACUUUUGGAGAAAAGACAAUCAGCGGACUACAGAAGGCAACGGGAGACGCAGACGAGAUCCGAAACAAAAUCUAAAUAAUGAGGUCCAAAGGAGCGUUUGUGUUUGUGCUGCUGGGCGCGUUAACGGCGUAUUACGUUUAUUCACCAAUCCCGAAUAACAUAGAGGAGAGAUAUAAACUAAUGAUCACUGACUCUUUCUUCAGGAGUUUAAUCCAGUUGGCAGAACUGAGCGAGCGCAUGGGACUGUUGCACUACAUGAAAGUUAUGAUGUUCGUCACCAUUGCAGAGCGAGUAGUGCCCGUGUCGGACGAGAGGGUGCUCGUGUCCGAUGAGAGUUUUGAUGGGGUGGAGGUGAUCGUCUACCAGCCGAGCCAGCCAGAAGAAUCAGGAGAGCUACGAAGAGCCAUCAUUUACCUGCACGGAGGAGGAUGGUGUCUGGGCAGCUCUCGUAUGGGCCCAUACGAUCUACUAGCCAGACACAUGGUUACAGAGCUCAACGCCGUUAUUGUAUCUGUAGAGUACCGUCUCGCCCCAGCUUACCAUUUUCCUGCCCAGUUUGAGGAUGUGUACCGCGUGGUGAAGUUCAUCUUUCGUGUUGAUGUUCUGAAGGGCUACCAAAUCAAUCCAGAACGGGUUGCUGUGUCUGGAGACAGUGCAGGAGGCAACCUUGCAGCUGCAGUGGCUCAGCAGUUGCAGAAGGACCCAGAACAGCAUAUCCAGCUAAAGGCCCAAGCUCUGAUCUACCCUGUCCUGCAGGCCUUGGAUCUGAACACUCCCUCCUACCAGCAGAACCAGAACAUGCCUAUACUGCCCCGCACACUGAUGGUGAGGUUUUGGAGCGAGUACUUCACCAGCGACAAGUCGUUUUUGAGAGCCAUGAUGGCAAACAGACACAAUAACCACGAAUCAGCGGCUUUGCUGAAGUUUGUCAAUUGGAGUUCAUAUUUACCCGAUUCAUAUCGCCAGACAUACAACUACAGUGCUCCACCGGUGGUCACCGGAAAGAGUUCAGUGCACUCUAUUGGUCCUCAUCACUUGCUUGCAGAUCCACGAGCCUCUCCAUUGCUGGUUCCUGACACAGCCUUGCGUUUACUGCCUAAGGCGUACGUGUUGACCUGCGAAUACGAUGUACUGCGGGAUGACGGCUUGAUGUAUGUCACGCGUUUGCGCAAUGCUGGAGUCGAUGUUACACAUGAACAUUACCCUGGUGGAUUUCAUGGUGCACUAAUGUUCAUUACAUGGCCCACAGACUUUGAUAUUGGACACAGAAUGAUGGACAACUAUGUAUCAUGGCUUAAGCAAAAUCUUUAAAAUGAAUGUAGAACGCAACAGUGCUUUAUGCAUCAGUUUUGGCUGACUGGUUCAUAUAUUUUUUGUCUUAUUUAUUUCAUUUUUUUUUCUGUUGUUUACAGUGCACCACUUUUUUAUCUUAAAAAGGGCACACUUUUGAUUGUAUUAAUCCAAUAUGGUAGAAACAUUCCUAUUAUGACCAAACCUGGUCCUAAAAAACACUGGUCUGUAUUAUUUCCAAUCUGUUAACUAUGUAUGUGUAACUAAUGAAGGCAUUCAACAUGUUAACAUGACACUAAUAGUGUUUUAUUUUUUAUUUUAUGACUAUUAAUAUUAUAGCCUAUUGCAAUUAUCACUGACUGCUUGAUGUUUUGAGAGGUUUGGUUUGAUAUGCAGUAAAAUGUCUGAUGAAUUUCUGGAUUCACUGAAUUCUUAUCUUAAAUGGUCAGAAGAUAAGAUCUAAGUAAGAUCAAGUCUUGCUUCUGAGAACUGAGAAAUGGCAUGACACUUCUCUUGCUCUUCCUAAACAAAUUAAAGUGACCUCACUGAAGGAUGAAAAAAAAUGGUAUGGAGCAAUCACUUUCAGUACCAUGAUGGGAAACAAACACAAUAUCCCUGAAUAAGUUGCUUUUUUAUGCACAGAUCAAUGAACAAGAAGUUCAGCGGGGAAUUGGACAUUUGGUUAGUCUGUUUCUUCACCAGUUAAAAUAAUCCCAAACGAAAUGAAACAUCAAGCAUUGUAUGUUGCAAAGCAGCUCAUGGUACAGACAAAAUAAAGAAUUAAAAUGAA